Molecule: messenger RNA, 453 nt
Organism: Dibothriocephalus latus
Lineage: Eukaryota; Metazoa; Platyhelminthes; Cestoda; Diphyllobothriidea; Diphyllobothriidae
Source: the annotation of a GenBank genome assembly
AACGCAUCUGGCAGAAAAGACUGGCUCCUUGCAAUCACAGGAGAUCACGGGAUGAGCGAUCAGGGCAGUCAUGGUGGAGCUAGUUUCUUCGAAUCUAGUACAACCCUCCUGCUGAUUAGCCCAAAAUUUGCCGGCGCCCCAUCAGAGUCCGCAUGUGAGCUCGCUGGAGAUGUCUUUAGCCAAAAAACCGACCAGACUGAUUUGGCCACCACGAUCGGUCUUCUGGCCGGUGUGGGCAUCCCCUCAGGGAGCAUCGGCGUGCCACCAGAUCGUACUUUGCUUGCUUUUUGGCCAAAGGCGUUGGAACGCCUCAAGGCCCUCCUUCAAUUGCAGCAGCACCUUCAACGUCUGGUUACAUUUGUGCUGGAAAAGGCAGGCCACUCACACCUCUUUGUACCAAAUGAAGGUAUGACUGUCCUUUUCUCCUUUCAGCUCAUACGGUCAAUGUGGUGA